AUGAAAAAUUGUGAAUUAUCAAAACGUGAUUUAAUUUUUAAUAAUGUAAUAAAUACAAAGAAUAAUUUAAAGCGUCUGAAUAAAAACGUAAAAGGAGAUCUUACUUAUGCCGAAAAAAAACCAAAAGAUACGUCUUUAAUUAUUGAAGAAGAUAAAGAUGAAGAUAGUGAACUAGAUUGUGGACAAUCAGAAAAAAAAUACAAAAUAUCAAAUGGAGAAGAAAUAAAUAAUACAUUUCCAAAUUUUAAUAAAGAAGAUAAUUAUAAUAUAUAUGAUAAUUUAUCCGUAAAAGAAUUAAGCGAUGAAGAAGUAAGCUCCGAAAAUGAAUAUAAUAAAAAGAUAAAAAAAAAUGUUUUAAACAAUCCAAUAAAUAAUCAAAACUCCAUAGAACUAUAUACUAAAACGUCAAUAAACGAUGAACAAAAUUAUAAAAAUAUUAAUGAACAAAACAAUAAUAGUUCAGGCAAAAUUUCUUAUAAUGUUGAUGAAUGGAUUUGUAAAUUGUUAAAAUGUGAAUUGCUAAAAAUCGAAGAAGUCAAAUUAAUGUGUGACCUCUUAAUUGAUAUUUUAAAAAAUGAAGAAAACUGUGUCAGAAUUAAUGUCCCUGUAACUGUUGCUGGAGAUAUUCAUGGACAAUUUUUCGACCUUUUGGAAUUAUUCCAUAUCGGAGGUUUACCACCUGAUGUGAAUUAUUUAUUCUUAGGCGAUUACGUAGACAGAGGUUACUAUUCGUGUGAGUGUUUUUGCUUAGUUGCCUGUUUUAAGAUAAAAUACCCCAGCAGGGUGACACUAUUGAGAGGUAAUCAUGAGAGCAGACAGAUAACCAAGGUAUAUGGUUUUUAUGAUGAAUGUAUAAGAAAAUAUAAUAAUAACAACAUAGUAUGGAAAUAUUUAACGGAUGUAUUUGAUUAUUUGCCUUUAACAGCAAUAAUAAAUGAUGAGAUAUUUUGUGACCAUGGUGGUAUAUCGCCAUGUUUGCAAACAAUAGAUGAGAUAAAUAAGUUGGAUAGGUUUAAAGAGAUACCUCAGGAUGGAGCAAUAUGUGAUUUAUUGUGGAGUGACCCGGCUGGUCCUGAGGACGAAAUAACAGAGGGUUGGAAACCUUCUCCUAGAGGAGCAGGAGUUUUAUUUAGUGAAGAAAAAACGGAGAGUUUUUUACGUAUGAAUAAACUUUCUUGUAUAUGUAGGGCUCAUCAGUUAGUACAAGAUGGAUUUCAGUGGAUGCAUAAUGAUAAAGUUGUUACAAUUUUUAGUGCGCCCAAUUAUUGUUAUCGUUGUGGUAAUUGUGCAUCUUUAAUGCUUGUAGAUGAAUUUAUGGAAAAGGAUUUUAUAACGUUUAACACUGCUCCAUUAAGAGCAAAUGCUCAAGCUUUAAGAAGAAAUGUUCAAUAUAUGUUGUAA
Plasmodium falciparum 3D7 is the source of this 1401-nucleotide messenger RNA. RefSeq names its product serine/threonine-protein phosphatase. The record is from RefSeq and is a predicted model, not a curated record. Lineage: Eukaryota; Apicomplexa; Aconoidasida; Haemosporida; Plasmodiidae. Gene Ontology annotation, molecular function: hydrolase activity; protein serine/threonine phosphatase activity.